CUUCGCUCCCUACUAGAAUCUACUCCAUAGGUUCUUUUACUGCACCAUGAAGAUCAAUUCCCUUGUCGGUGCACUUGCCGCAGCCAACUCCAUCAAUGCCCUUUCCUUCUGGAAUCAGGUCGACCAAUUUGUGCCUCUGCUCUUCCGCGGCUAUCUGGGCAGUGAAACCCCAGCUGAGGACAUUAUCAAGGUGUAUGACAAUGAAUACCUGCCCUUGCUGAAGUUGAAGGGCCCAGGCCUCGAGUUUGAGGAAGUUUCCAGUGCUUGGGAACACCUUCAGAGAAGCAUGUCACCCAAUGCCAUCAGAAAGGCUAUUGCUGACUGGGAACGCAAGACGCUUGGCUCCAAGGACAUGAACAACAAGUUCAAUAAGGCCAAACAACUAUUUGCUGGAUUCGACACCAUCCAGAACAAUGCCCAUUCUGACCACAUCUUGAGAGUUAAGGAAAACCACCCUGAAGUUCUCGGUUUGGACUCUGUCAAGCAGUAUACUGGCUACUUAGAUGUGCUUUCGUUGGACAAGCACUUCUUCUACUGGUUCUUCGAGUCCAGAAACGACCCAGAGAAUGACCCUGUUAUCUUGUGGCUUAACGGUGGGCCAGGCUGCUCUUCUGCUACUGGAUUAUUCUUCGAAUUGGGCCCUUCCAGCAUCAACGCCACCAUUCAACCAGAGUUCAACCCAUACUCUUGGAAUAACAACGCUUCUGUUAUCUUCUUAGAUCAGCCAGUCGGUGUUGGCUACUCUUACACAGGCGGUGAAUCAAUUUCCACCACUGCAGCUGCCGCUAAAGAUGUCUACAUUUUCUUGGAGUUGUUUUUCCAAAAGUUCCCUCAGUUCAUUAGAAAUGACUUCCACAUUGCCGGUGAAUCUUAUGCUGGACAUUAUAUUCCUAGUUUUGCUACUGAAAUUCUCAACAAUGCUGACAGAUCAUUUGAGUUGACCUCGGUUUUGAUCGGUAAUGGAAUCACUGACUCUUUGAUUCAAUCCGCAAGCUACAAGCCUAUGGCUUGUGGUGAGGGUGGUUACAAGGCUGUUCUCCCUGAAGAAAAAUGUGACCAAAUGGAGAAGGAUUACCCCAAAUGUGCCGCUUUAACCAGUUUGUGUUACAAGUUCCAAAAUGCUCUUACUUGUGUGCCAGCACAAUUGUACUGUGGCAGAUUGGAACAAGCGUACGCUGAAACUGGCUUGAACGUGUACGACAUCAGAAAGAAGUGUGAGGAUGACAAUGGUGUGUGUUACACUGCCAUGAACUGGAUUGAUGAAUACUUGAACUCCGAGUUUGUCAAAGAAGCUGUUGGUGCCAACGUUGACAUUUUCUCAUCCUGUGAUGACAAGGUCUUUUUCAACUUUAUCAAGGCCGGUGACGAAGCCUUGCCAUUCCAACAGUAUGUUGCUGAAUUGUUAGAAAAGGAUAUUCCUGUGUUGAUCUAUGCUGGUGACAAGGAUUUCAUCUGUAACUGGUUAGGAAACCAUGCUUGGUCUGAUGCUUUGGAAUAUUCAGGCCACGAAGAGUUCGAGAAGGCUUCCUUGCAACCAUGGUACACCCAAAACAAGACUUUGGCUGGUGAAGUUAAGAACUACAAGAAGUUUACCUUCUUGAGAAUCUACGACGCUGGUCACAUGGUUCCAUUUGACCAACCAGCUAACUCUCUUGAUAUGGUCAACAGAUGGAUCCAAGGUGACUACACUUUCGGAUAUUAGAUCAUCUUUACUACCUCACUUUAUGAUCCCCUAGAAACUAUGUGUGAUUUAUAAUGGAAGUUACUCAAAUCUCCAUGAUCUUAAACUUAUUGGAUUUUUGUAAUAGAUUAUAUGACCUUGUUUGCGC
Suhomyces tanzawaensis NRRL Y-17324 is the source of this 1829-nucleotide messenger RNA. RefSeq names its product carboxypeptidase C (gene PRC3). Bases 47 to 1702 code for a protein of 551 amino acids. The transcript has a single exon. Gene Ontology annotation, molecular function: serine-type carboxypeptidase activity. Gene Ontology annotation, biological process: proteolysis. Gene Ontology annotation, cellular component: fungal-type vacuole. Lineage: Eukaryota; Fungi; Ascomycota; Pichiomycetes; Serinales; Debaryomycetaceae. The record is from RefSeq and is a predicted model, not a curated record.